Molecule: messenger RNA, 2259 nt
Organism: Sinocyclocheilus grahami
Lineage: Eukaryota; Metazoa; Chordata; Actinopteri; Cypriniformes; Cyprinidae
Product: centrosomal protein of 97 kDa-like
Exons: 12
Coding region: 86-2242 (718 amino acids)
Biological process (GO): negative regulation of cilium assembly
Cellular component (GO): centrosome
Molecular function (GO): protein binding
Source: RefSeq, a predicted model, not a curated record
CUCACUUCAUGGCGGCGUUUCAGAUGGGGAAGAGGAAAAGGAAUUAUGGACGAUCGGUUGCCUGGCGGUGACACAAGCGGGAAGUAUGGCGGCGGCUGACGGAGAGAUCGUCGUUGAUCCGUUGCUCCAGAUGUCAAAUUACGAAGAUCCAGGUUUAUUAGACCUUUCCAAUCAGAGUCUCCACAAACUGAAUCCGAAGAUUUUCAGUCACGUGGAGUCACACACUCUUAUUCUGGACCAAAACCACAUUAUUAAGCUGGAGCACCUGGAGCGUAAUCAAGUUCUUCAGCAGCUGUCUGCGGCCUGCAACCGUCUGGUACGCAUGAUGGGUGUCUCAAAGCUGAUUCACUUACGAACUCUGAAUCUCCCAAACAACAGUAUCGGAUAUAUUGAGGGACUGAAGGACCUGGUUCAUCUGGAAUGGCUCAAUCUAGCUGGAAACAACAUAAAGGUCAUUGAGCAGCUCAACAAUUGUGCUUCCCUUCAACAUCUUGAUAUGUCCGAUAAUAAUAUUUCUCACAUAGGAGACCUCACAAAGCUCUCAGCGUUAAAGACUCUUCUUCUGCAUGGAAACAUCAUCACGACUCUACGUACUGUUCCUGCCCACCUGCCAACGAACCUAACUGUCCUGUCGCUAGCAGCGAAUGAGAUCAGAGACCUGACUGAGGUGUCAUAUUUAGCUCCAUUUCACAGCCUAGAGCAGCUGUCCAUCAUGAGUAACCCAUGCGUCAUGGCCACACCGUCUCUGCCCGGCUGUGAUUAUCGCCCGUAUGUGGUGAGCUGGUGUCUCAGUUUGAAGGUGCUGGAUGGAUAUGUGGUUUCACAAAAAGAGGGACUGAAAGGAGAAUGGCUCUACAGUCAAGGUAAAGGUCGUAUGUUUCACCCCGGACAGCACGCACAGCUGGUCCAAUAUUUGGCAUCCACGUGUCCCCUGACAGCCACAACUGCCUUGGAGUCAGCAGAGGAUGCUAAACUUGAGCGAAUCCUCAACAAACAAAGACAGCAUCAGAAACAGCUGCAGCAAACACGUCACUGCUGCUCGAGUCCAUCUCGCCCCACACAUCUAGACGUGCAGCAGAGGCGCAUCCACAAGAACAAAGACGGGGAUGUCAUCGCUCAGGCAGAUGUGGAUCCAGGAGUUCAGGUAAACACGUGGAUGGACUCUGUAUCUUCACCCGUAGUUGCUGCUGCCCGGCUUCCACCUGCUGCUGAAGACAUGAUGACUCUGGAGGAUGUGCAUACUGAUGAGGAGAAGCUUCAUGGUAGUCUGCUGUCCUCCGAGUCUGCUUUUCUGCCCUUUAACACUGCUGUUCAUCCUGCUUCAGCUCCUGACAGCGGUGAAGAGGAGUUUGAUGAUUCUCUGGCUCCUCCCACAUCCACUCAGUACCACCCAUCCAAGGAGGAGUCAGUAGAUAGAGCUGUCCUCACUCUGACACAGGGAUCAGAUCAUGUUGACCACAUUGACAGAACUGCCUGCUUCGACAUUAACGGGCAGCAGCAUGCAUUUAAUGGGGAUGCUGGGUUACAGAACGGUACUGUGGAGGAUUCAAAGUGGACUGGGAUGCAGAAAGCUGCUGUGCUGCAGUGUAAAGUAGAACAAUGUGAACCACAUGAUGCAGCUGUAAGGAUUCAGUCUUGGUGGAGGGGACACUGGACGCGGUACUGCCACCCACAAGCCAAAGAAGUGCGUGCUGAGAUCCGCUUGCGUAGGAUGCAGGAUCACAUUGUCCACUUGACCGUAGAACUGGAAAGGGUGCGCAAGCAACAAGAAGAAGACAGACUACAGAGACGUGUGCAAGAAGAAGCUGUGAAGUUCCUGUGGAAGCAGCUUCAGGUCGUGCUGGAGUGGCAGUCGUCUGUUAACGAGCAGCUCAAUGUGUCAAAGAGUACUGCAUUAGAUCCCAGCAUUCCUGCAGCAACUCCUAUCCACACUGAGAUCUCCAUCCCUGAGUCUGGUUUUCAUUCCCCUGGAGAGCGACCGGCAGCACUGGACAACAGUCUGAGCAGCACGGCCACGACUGGAUCUCCAGAAACAGUGCGCUCUCUUGGGCCUCUGACAGCAGCCACGGGGGACAGUCAAGAUGGCAGUCUGUUAGAGCAGUAUCUCUCAUCUGUGCAGCGACAGGACGAGGAGGAGGAAGAGGAUAAAGGAACGGGUGACAGAACAGGAACACCUCAAGAUCCAUCUGAUCUCUCUCCUCAUGGUAAAGACUGUAGAGAAGUAUGUAGGUAUGUGAAAUAAAUGUGAAUUGAUUUGAU